CUGGCUGUCACAAUUCAAACAAACAAUUUAUAUAUCGAAUAUAUAAACAUCCCGGCCGACCGGAGCGGCAACCCAAAGGACAGCGUACAGAGCACAGAGAUUACCUGCCAGCAUAGAUGUCCAAGCAGGCAGAAAAGUUGGCCAUGGCCGCCGCGAAGGCAACGCAUAUAAAUAUAGGACAGACGAAGGACUCGAGCCACAACAUGGACUCCUCGGAUUCGUGCUCGCUGUCGUCGGUGGACAGCGAGAGCGAUCUGUCUAUGGCCUUCGAGCGUGAUCUGGGAGUUGAGGAGCCGAGCAAUUGCGACGAAUUGCCGGCCUUUGAGAUACGCGCCUUUUCGCCCCAUGGACGCACGCCAUCGCCCAUCGAUGAUCUGAACAUCUCGGACAUAGAGACUCCGAAGCAGCAUCAGCCGGAGGAGCCACCCUGCCAAAACCAUCCCGACUUUGUGGCCCUGCAUGAAAUCAAUGCGCAAAUCAGUCCGCCAAGCGACGCCGACGACUCCGUGACGGCGCUAAGUCGCAACAACAGCCUGGAGACCAUUUUCGAGGGCGUCUUUCUGAACACACCGCCUCGGGAGAAACCAAACAAUAGCCCCGGCUCCAACCUCUGCAGCUCCUCUCGCUUCACUCCGAAGCGCGUGCGGGUCAAUCUUAUGGAGCUGGUGGCUAUCGGCAAUCGCAUACACACCACCGGCAAGGAGAACCAGUCACCGGGAGCAGCAGCCACUGCCAAGCUGCCGUCGCCAGCGACGUCUCCGCGCAAAGCGGCGUCACCUAGCCACCGCUAGACCCAACCAAAGCCCUAGGAGCACUCCUUAGACUAAGUAACGAUCGAAUACGAUGCCCAGGCAUCCUUCGCUUUGUGUACACACUGCAUGUGUAUCUGAAUAUAAUGAACUGAAUUUACAUUUGUACAAUGUUUCCGGAGAACAGACCAGAAAACUUAAGUUUUGUAGACUUAAAUAAAAGAUCGUCUUUCCAUGUUUCAAACAUUAAACAAAAA
This is a messenger RNA of Drosophila guanche, 1006 nucleotides long. RefSeq lists its product as uncharacterized. Bases 117 to 791 code for a protein of 224 amino acids. The transcript has 2 exons. The record is from RefSeq and is a predicted model, not a curated record. Lineage: Eukaryota; Metazoa; Arthropoda; Insecta; Diptera; Drosophilidae.